Messenger RNA from Lichtheimia ornata, 249 nucleotides. RefSeq lists its product as uncharacterized. The record is from RefSeq and is a predicted model, not a curated record. The transcript has a single exon. Bases 1 to 249 code for a protein of 82 amino acids. NCBI's taxonomy places the organism in Eukaryota, Fungi, Mucoromycota, Mucoromycetes, Mucorales, Lichtheimiaceae. Gene Ontology annotation, molecular function: DNA binding.
AUGUUCUUUGACACAUGUGGACGAGAUAAAAAGCUCACAAAGGACCAACGCAAUGAAAUCAUCAAGCGAACAGGAUUAACUUCUCGGAGGAUCACCUACUGGUUUUCAAAUCACAAACGUCGCUUCAAGAACGAGAUGAAGACCUACAGACAUUUGUUGGAGCAAGGAACCAUUACUACAUACGACGAAUUUGUAGAAUUCCUUCGAGACAAUCGCUUGCCAAAAAUUCGUAUAUCAUCCCAAACAUGA